This is a messenger RNA of Caenorhabditis sp. 36 PRJEB53466, 1115 nucleotides long. NCBI's taxonomy places the organism in Eukaryota, Metazoa, Nematoda, Chromadorea, Rhabditida, Rhabditidae. The record is from the annotation of a GenBank genome assembly.
AUGGCCAAUCGACGACAAGCUGUGCCGCAGAGAGCACAGCAACGGGUAUAUAGACAAUCAGUAAACGAUUUGCAUCGAAACAUCGCUUAAAUGUACAUUUUAGCAAAUUCGAUACGCGCCAGGAGCCGGUGGUGAAUCAGAGAUUAGUUGUUGUGUCAAGUACUCUGUUUUCAGCUUCAAUGUAAUCUUUUUCUUAUUGGGUAAGUGUACAAGCCAAAAAAGAGGGGUAAAAUAUUUAGCUUCAGCCACCACUAAAUUGUUCAUUUUCCAUUUUUCAUCUCAAUUUCCUUGCAGGUUUUGGACUAUUACUCUUCGGCGUAUGGGCUCAAAUCGAGAAGAACACUUUUGUGAAUCUUCUCAGUAAAGCCUCAAAAUUGUACCUGGAUCCAACGUGGCCCCUCCUAAUAGUCGGAUUCCUCACAUUCAUCAUCGGUUUCAGCGGAUGUGUUGGAUCCCUUCGAGAAAACACGUCAUUCCUGACGUUCUACUCGACUCUCCUGGGCCUUCUGCUCAUCGCAGAGAUCUCCGCCGGAGUUUUUGCUUAUGCGUGCCGUGAUCAACUCGACAACUACAUCAGGAACCUUCUGAAUGAUGUAGUCGUCGGAUAUCGAGAUGAUCCGGACCUCCAGACGCUCAUCGAUUCAAUGCAAGAGACGUGGAUGUGUUGUGGAAUCAACGGAGCCGAUGAUUGGGACAAGAACACGUACUUUUCGAUUGAAGCCCGAGAAGUGGCAUCUCCAGAAGCCGGCGGAGUUCCCUUCUCGUGUUGUAUCAACAGCAGUCAACUCGAGUUCAAAAACUAUUUCUGUGGCCACGGAGUCCGUCUGAAGGGGGAAACCCACAUGGCGGCGGCUCAUUUGGCUGCUCAGCGCGUCAUGGCUCAGACGGCUUCCAUCUACACGGAGGGAUGCCUGCCGAAACUGCAGCUCUGGCUCAAUAACAACAUGCUUCUGGUGGCCGUUUCGAUGGUUAUUAUUGCGAUUAUACAGGUAACUUCAUAAAAAACGUACGUUCAUGUUCAACAUUUUUAACUUUAGGUACUUGGAAUUUGCUUUGCUCAAAACCUCAAAUCGGACAUUCUUGCUCAACGGGCCAAGUGGUAUUAUACCCAUUAA